Plasmodium inui San Antonio 1 is the source of this 4317-nucleotide messenger RNA. RefSeq lists its product as hypothetical. The transcript has a single exon. Lineage: Eukaryota; Apicomplexa; Aconoidasida; Haemosporida; Plasmodiidae. The record is from RefSeq and is a predicted model, not a curated record. Gene Ontology annotation, molecular function: FAD binding. Bases 1 to 4317 code for a protein of 1438 amino acids.
AUGAGUCGCCUAACGAAUGGAUACCUUAGAAAAAGGGAUCCCCCGGAAGAAGAACAUCAAAAAGACGUGCUCAUCGUUGGAGCAAACACAGGAGGCCUCCUCCUCUCUCUCGACUUGGCACGAAAAAAUGUAAACCACUUGGUGAUAAACUCGUGCGACAGAAAUAGGGAAGGAAUAAACGGAGAAGAUAUAAGUGAGCAAUAUUUACUCUACCCCAGAACGUUGGAAAUUUUUCAUGAUUUAAAUAUCCUCUCAGAGGUACGGAACAGAAGCUUAAAACUGACAGGAGUUAGCUUCUAUGUUGGAAAUAGAUUAAUAAAUCAAACGGAUAAGACUUUCUUUCAAAAUUGCAAUGGAUCGACAUCAUACAUGCUAAGUAUAAGCAAAACCACACUGAAUAAUAUCCUGCGAAGAAAAGUGGCUUCCAUCAAUUCGGACGCCGUGCAGGAUGGCACCAUCCUGUGGGGGCUUAGUCAGAACAGUCCCCCCACGUCCACAGGGGGAAACAUAUGCCGUAAAGAUAAGGGCGCCGCUGAUCUGCACGCACAUUUGGACCAUAAACAGCGGAAACAACACGUAAAAGGGAGAAGAAGGAAUGGAAGGACAAGGAGAAAUCAAAGCGGAAGCUGGAGCGACGUGAAGAAGCUGUACACUCUGCCCUCCCUCCUUAAGAGAAGACAAGGCAAAGCGAGCGGUCACCUGGUCGGGGAAAAGAAAAGAGAAAAAAAAUUCACCCCGAGAGGAAGCCAACACAGCUCGUCCAGCAGCAGCUGUAGCGAACACGAGGAAAAAUACACAACUUGUUUGCAAGCAGACUCAGAAAAUUCGUUGGACAGAUACAGAAUUCAUAGCUCAUCCAGUGAUACAGUCUCCAGUUUUUCGACCACGAUGCAGGGCGAUCACUCUGGGAAUAGCACCUGCGAAAAUGGUUUCUUUCAACGUUGCGUGAGGUGCCCUCUAAACGGACUCCCUACUGAGGGUCAUAGGAAAGCUACGCCUACGGUGCAUGUGCGGUUGGUAGAGGACACCAAAAGGGGGACGAAACAGCACACAGGUAACUACAUACAAGUGCCCCAGGAUCGUAAAAAACAAUACAGCCAAAUACACAGUACUAUUGAGCCUAUAGUGGGAAAAAGACUGUGGAGGAGAGGGUUUUUUUUUGGGGGGCAAAAGGACACGAAUGGCGCGGUGGAGAAAAAUGCACACAACGACUUAUCCGUGGAAAGCCCUGCAACGAAUGCCCCAACGAGGGUUCCUUCAGCUCGCGAUACCCACCCAAGUGAGGAUCGACCAGGUGAGGACCUGCCAAAGAAACCCUUGAACUGCUCAAUUAGGAGCAAAUUCAUAGUCGGCGUCGAUGGGAGAAAAUCCUCAAUCAGAAAACUAGCAAACAUAAAAAUGGAAGAGAAGACAAGCCAGCCAAUCGAGUACAUAUCUGUGGAUGUCUGCGCCAAAUGGAACAUCGACAUGAGUCACUACAAUUUGACCCUCGUUCAGUCGGAGCAUGGCUUCACCACAUGCUUCCCCAUUCUCACUGACAUGAGAAAUAUUUACAAGCAAAAUUUUUACUGCAAUGACCAGGCAUUCGGGCAUUUCAUUGAACGAACCAAGGAGGAGUAUAGCGUCAAAGGGGACCUCCCUGAGAGUGCAUCUUCCCUUAAAAGGGUGCACCCUGUUGGGAGAGUGCUUCCUUCGUUUGGGGGGAAACCUACAGAAGACCGGGGCGCAACGAAGCAUCCACGUAAACCAUGUCAACCAUGUCCACCGACAAAUGGACUCGCCGGGACGACUGCCAAGGAGGCUCCUCACCGGAGCGGCAGCGAGAGCGGGAUCGAUCCAGGGGGGGAUGAAGACUGGGCCAAUUGGGGAGAUGGCCCCACCGCAGAGGGGGGAUCGAAAAGGGAAUCGAAAAGGAAUCCACAGGGAGGCGCGCAAGAUGAACCUGUACAGACUCCAAUCGGAAAACAUCCACGUGACCGCCAGAAACGGGAACGAAAAGCGACGAUUACAGACUUGCAGAGGCUAGGUGACGAUCCAACUGCACCCUCCCAAUAUGAAGAUAAACCCGAUUUAAUUACACCAACUGGUGCACACGCAGGUAAAUCAGCCGAGAAUGGUGUUGACCCGAUUGGACCCCCUUCUAGGGGCACAUCAGAGUGCCUAUCCUCGGGGGAACCGCAAAAUGGUCACACCGAACGAGGGAACAGCCAAUCGAGCGGAGGCACUUCACCUGAGGUGUCUCAGAACUCCGUCCCGUCAGAAGAAGUUUCCAUUGAAGAGGACCCCCCUGGAUGGGGCCAAAAUGGAGCACCUCAGGGGCACCCCGUUGAGCGCCAUGAGGUUAGGGAUAAGACUGAUGGGGACAAAUGGAGGGAAAACCACGUGGCAGGUAUGGACAGGAGCCAUCCAUCCAAGCCAAACUAUGAUAAUCAAAUUGAGGGGAGAGAUGCAUCUGCAUGGGGACGCCACCCCAAUGCUGCGGGACACUCAGAGGGGAGCAGGACGCGGUCACAGAGCAGUGAUAGCAUCGUAGGAGAAGAACAACACGACGAGUGUCCUGUAGGAGAAGAUACAAACGAUGGGAAUGCUUUCCCAAAGGGGGAGGAAGAUAAAUGUGCGAACGGAGAAGUCAGGGGGGCAAUUUUCCAAGGUGAGAAACUGUGGGGAAGUCCCAGGGAAGAUGGCCCCGAAAUGUGUGCCACGAAUGGAACUCCCCCCAAAAGGAAGCGGCACAUCAGGAGCGAUCACGAGAAACACCAAUCGAGCGAUAAUUGCAGCGUUCAUUCAACGGAUCAUUCGAAACACCACCCCAGUGACAACACCGCCAACUUGUUCUCCGACGCAGUGAGCAACAACUCAGGGGAAACCGCCCCACGCAAUUCCGCGCUUAGCAUACGCAGGGGAGGCUACAACUGGCAUUUGACCAUAUGCAGGAGAGCAAACAGAUACUCGCCUGAAGAACUCAUCUGUCGAAUGAAACAGACAAACAAAUUGCAUCACAUGGAAGUGAUCCACUUGAUUGAAAAAAUCUUCCCAGGUGCAAAAAUAUUUUAUAUAUACAAUUUGAAGAGAGGAAUUCACCGAGACCAAAUGUGCCAGGAGUUCUAUAGACAGGGGAUUAUCCUAGCAGGGGAGUCCAACUGCCUGUAUAACCCCAUGUUUAGCAUAAGCAUCAAUCUGACAGUGCAUGAUGUAUACUGCAUUGGGUGGAAAUUAAAAUAUCUCAUUGAUUACAACUCAUCGCCCAUCCUACUGGAUGAAUACCAGAAGGAGAGACAAUACAUUUCUCAGAAGGUCUUAUCAUGGAGUAGUGAAAUGAUUCAUUUUGUUUUUUUAUUGAAUAAUAUCGCAAGUUACUAUUUCGCUUUAUUCCUGAAUUGCUGUUCCAGGACGAUUAGCAGGUUCACUUCCACUUCCAACGUUUUGGACAGGCUUUACAAAAAGACGUUUAUGUUGCAGAGCGACUACUACAGAUUAGGCCUUGUACACACCUCAGCUCAACUCACAAGCAGGCACUUCAUGUGUGGAGAUCGCCCAAGGAACUGCGUCCUCAGAUGUGUCACCCUGUAUAGUAACACUCAUCAGCAAAAUAACACUGUUCGUCUGUAUGACUACCUGGGGUGCCAUGCACAUACCUUAAUUUUGUGCAUAGGCCUAAUGAACCCCUCCCGAAUUUGUGCUUGCAAAAUGGGCCUCCCAAAGAGGUGCCCCCAUAUUAUGAACCCGUUCUCCUCCAAAGGGUGGGCAGGAAGCUCCCACCAUGGUUGCUCCCACCAUGGUUGCUCCCACCACGAUGCGGACGCCUUUCUGAGACUGACAAAAAUUGGAAGAUUGACUUACGGCGCCAUGGCCAGGGGGAGACAUAGCUCAGCGCUGAGCAUUCUCUGGGUUGUGUGCGGGGGAGAAAAAAACGACUUCGCACGCGGAAACUCUAUCGUCAGUGCGGGUACCGACACGAACGGGGGUAUCACCAGGAAUGGAAAUGCUCUUUCGGCAAUCCUUUCUGUUGUAUGCCCCCAGAUGAUGCACAGAGCCACCAUCCAAAGUAGGAACUCCCCACUAAAUUGCCUUCUUACCAAAAUAAGAUCCAACAACAACCCGGGCAGACAAACCAUCCUCUACGAUUUCAUGAGCGACUUCCAGAGGCAGCUAAACAUCAAGCUAGGUGCGCCCUGCGUUCCCACCGAUUUGUGCAGAUCCAGAUCAGCCAUGUACAUUUUUGUUCGUCCCGACAUGCACAUAACGCACAUGAAUUAUGUGAACGACGAGAAUAAGGUUACCGCCUUCAUCGAUUACGUGUACAGAUUUUACGGCUAG